UUGCAUGUUAUGUUCAAAUAGACAUCAGACAGUGUACAAAUCGUUUUGUUCGUGUAGCGUCCGCAACAAUACGUAACGAACAUUUGGCGAAUCUCGAAGUGUAGAGUCGAAAAAUUCAACUUCGGACAAAUGCGUUCGUCUUGAACAAAUUCGACAAACUUUGUUUCCAGUUACCAAUGAAACAUAACAUCCUUUGCGUAUAUGUGAAAGUAGUUAUUUUUAUGUGUGGACGUUUUUAGAAUUUUGCUCGUUGUUUCUUGAUAGACCGGCUGUAAUGAUGGAUGAAAAUGAACAGGAAUUGAAGUCACCAAUCAAACGGCUGGGAUCUACAAGAAAACUUUUGGUUUUUAACAAUAUCCGGUUACAGCUUAACGAACAGUUAAGAUGUCUAGAUAUGCGUAUGGAAGCUCAAGUGGCCAUCGUAACCGAACUGCAAGAUUUUUUUCGUCGAAGAGGGGAACUAGAACUUGAUUACUCAAAGAAUUUAGACAAAUUGGCCAAAAGUCUACAGCUCAGGCACAAAGAACAAAAACAAAAAAGAGAACAAUGGCCUUUAUUUUCGAGUUAUACGUGUUGGCAACAACUGGUAACACAAACUAAAAAUUUAAGCAGGGAUCAUGUAGCUUUAUCUGAGGUCUAUUCAACGCAUUUAGUGUCCAGGUUAUCCCAGGUCAUGGAGGAUGUCCAGAGAAUAUACAAAAGGUGUCGUGAAAUCGGAUACGAAACACACGAGGAGAUACUUCGUGUGUUGCACGAGCUACACACAACAAUGAAAACAUAUCACAGUUAUCAAGCGGAGCUCCGUCAAGCGGAAGCAAAACUGAAAUCGGCUGAAACCCAAAGAUCUAAAUUAGAACAGUCUUUAUCUCAAGACAAAUUAGACAGGUCCAAGAAAUACAAGUUAAUGGAAAAGGAAGUGAUGAAGCGCAAACACAAAUACACGGACGCAAAACUGAAAGCUCUCAAAGCAAGAAACGAAUAUAUUUUAUGUUUAGAAGCUUCCAACACCACCAUCCACAAAUAUUUCGUAGACGAUUUAUCCGAUCUCAUUGAUUGUAUGGAUUUCGGGUUCCACAACUGCAUAUCCCGCGCACUUCUCAUGCACGUCUCGGCGGAAGAAGGUAGACAGAGGUCCGUUCAGAACGGUUUGGACACUCUAUCCGCCUGCAUAAACUCCCUAGACUCUAGAUUAGACAAACAGCGGUUUCUCGAAUACAACCAUGCGGCGUUCAUGAUACCGAAAAAAUUUGAAUUCCAAGGGCAAAAACAGGAAGAGUCGGCGGAACCAGAGAUCCAGAAAGUACUACAUCAAGAGAUGGAGAGUCGGCUGUGCCAGUUGCAACAAAGGGUAACUUCGCUGCGGGCCGAGUCCGAGGAGGUCUGGAAGACGCUCGAAACGGCCGAAUCCACGCUACUGGAAAUGCUGAACGCGAAGGACUACGAUUGUAGUGGAUACUUCGGAGAAAAUCCAGUUCCUGCGGGAAAACCACCGGAGACGGUUUCCAUUAAACUGAGGGCCGAUCGACAAGAAACUGAAGAAUUUUAUCUAACGAAAUUCCGCGAGUAUUUACUGGGGUCGACCAGGAUAGCCCGUUUAGAUGCCAAACAAGAAUACAUACGACAAUCUUUACUCUCUGAAGCACCUGACUACUGCAGCACUCUUAAACCGGUUGUAAAAACUCCUCGACGAAAACGAAUAGGACGAUUACAAAUGAGUGGCCAGCCGAAAUUGUUUGGUGGUUCUUUGGAAGAAUAUUUGGAGGCCACAAAUCAAGACAUUCCUCUAAUUAUGAAGUCUUGCAUUAGAGUUAUUAAUUUAUAUGGUUUGCACCAUCAAGGUAUUUUUAGAGUAUCGGGAUCUCAAGUAGAAAUAAACAAUUUCCGAGAGUGGUUUGAACGCGGUGAGGAUCCUUUGGCUGAUAUGACAGACGCGUCUGACAUUAAUAGCGUCGCUGGAGUUUUAAAAUUGUAUUUAAGAGAAUUGAGAGAACCAUUGUUUCCUAUUAUUUAUUUUGAGCAGUUUAUGGAACUUGCACAAUUAGAACCUAAGAGAGAGUUCAUUGUUAAAAUGAGGGAAUUAAUCAGUAGUUUACCCCGACCUGUGAUAGUUGUGAUGAGGUAUCUCUUUGCCUUCCUUAACCACUUGUCAGAAUUUUCUGACGAAAAUAUGAUGGAUCCUUACAACUUAGCUAUUUGUUUUGGACCUACUCUGGUACCAGUUCCUGAUGACAAGGACCAAGUUCAGUAUCAGAACCAAGUGAAUGAACUGAUUAAGAAUAUAAUAAUGUUCAACGAUGAAAUAUUUCCGAACGAUGGUGGAAUUGUGUAUGAGAAAUAUAUAUCUCCAGAACCAGACGACCAUGACGUCGGUGACUCACCAUCUGAUCAAGUACAAGAAGAUCUAGAUUCAGAAGUGUACCCGUCUGAAGACGAUUCGGAAAACAUGGAAGCGACAGCACAAUUCGAUUUCAUAGCUAGAUCUGACAGAGAAUUAUCUUUAAAAAAAGGCGACACGGUUACUUUGUACUCGCAAGUGUCGAACGACUGGUGGAGAGGCUCAGUAAAAGGACAAGAAGGACUCAUUCCAGAUAAAUAUAUAUCUUUGAAAAUGAAGGAUGAUGAUCGCGAGAAGCUGGAGAACCUAAAGUCCAGUUCGUCAGAAGAAUCGAUGAGGAGGAGAGUUUCCAGCUCGAAUGACUCCAUGUUGUCCGAAAGUUCCGUCUCUGCAAGUAAUUCGCCUCUAGUGCAGUGUGCCCCCGUCACAUGGACAAAUGUGACCGAUAUGAACGAGUCUUUGUCGUCUGAAAACAAUCCAGUAAUAUUAAACCAAACGAGAGAGAAUGGCCAUAGUCGUUUCAAAUCUUUGGAUGUCCCUUUAGAGUCGCAUUUACUUAAUAAAACCCGCGAUCCAGCUUUACUUCCACAAUGUACAACGAUAAAUGUAACUCCGAGUCCAAGUACUACAGUUAACGGAUCUCCUUUAUUGUUAACUAGAAAGCUAGAACCUAAAAAUGAGCCAAUUGAAGAUGACGAAAAAGCAGAUUCCGAGAGCGCAGAAGAUCGUAAGCCGGUAGAACCUGAGAUUGACGAAUCCAACGUGAAUUUUAGUCAAAAUCGGGAGGAGUGGCAAAGACGGGCAAACCAACAGUCACAUAUCCAGGUGUCGCAGUCGCAAACGCUAAAAGCCAAUAGAUUGUCCGAAUCGUACUUGCAAAGGCAAAACCAUACACCCGAUCUGGUGAUGGAUCUGCCUCUAGUCGGUAACUCGAGUCCAAAGGAUUGCGCGAAGAAGUCCAUAUCAGUAUCUAGUAGCCAGGAAGGGUUAGUCGAGGACGAUGCUUCAGUGAAACCCGUAGAGAGUCCUCAAGGGCCAGAGAGUCCAGAUAUGCAAACCGCUGCGGAAAGAUUUGCCAAACAGAAUCAAUGUACGCUCAAAAAGAACACCAAAGUUCAUGUUGAAAGUAGCGAACUUAGCACAGAUUUUAACUUAAUAGCUAUAACUAGUCCAAUGCCCGAGCGCAAGUAUGCUACGAUCGGAGGUGCGACCACUACUACUUUUAAGCCACAGCUCAAAGCGAAACCCCCAGUGCUCAAAAAACCCGCGUUUUCUGUACCAUUGUCGGUUUCUAGCGACGUGUUGCGGAAAGACCAACCAGAUCUUCCCACAUAAUUGUACCCUAUUCGUUUGUUCAAGACAAUAAACUAAAGGUAUACUCUUGAAAA
Zophobas morio is the source of this 3723-nucleotide messenger RNA. Its product is annotated as SLIT-ROBO Rho GTPase-activating protein 1-like. The coding region runs from base 275 to 3670 and encodes 1131 amino acids. Gene Ontology annotation, cellular component: cytoplasm. Gene Ontology annotation, biological process: signal transduction; negative regulation of cell migration. The transcript has 15 exons. The record is from RefSeq and is a predicted model, not a curated record. Gene Ontology annotation, molecular function: protein binding. Lineage: Eukaryota; Metazoa; Arthropoda; Insecta; Coleoptera; Tenebrionidae.